Messenger RNA from Dioscorea cayenensis subsp. rotundata (Guinea yam), 1950 nucleotides. RefSeq names its product protein FAR1-RELATED SEQUENCE 5-like. Bases 1 to 1950 code for a protein of 649 amino acids. Gene Ontology annotation, biological process: regulation of DNA-templated transcription. NCBI's taxonomy places the organism in Eukaryota, Viridiplantae, Streptophyta, Magnoliopsida, Dioscoreales, Dioscoreaceae. The transcript has 5 exons. The record is from RefSeq and is a predicted model, not a curated record.
AUGGCAAAUAUCAAUGAGAUACACAAUUUGGGUACAGAAGUAUGGGAAAUUGAUGAGCUUAUAUAUAAUGCAAGGGAAUUUGAGUCAGAGAAAGAAAAUGAAGAUCAACCUUCGGAAGAAAAUGAAGUCCAAGAACAAAAUGAAGACCAAAGAGAAGAUAAUAACGAAUAUAUUACUGAUUAUCAAGAAGAUAUUUCUCUCAAACCAUAUGUUGGCAUGGUGUUUGAUUCUGUGGAUGAGGCUUGCGAAUUUUAUAAUAGCUAUGCAUACAGAAAAGGGUUCAGUGUGAGAAAAGGUGCAAUAAGAAAAUCUGAGAAAGAUGGUAGUAUUAUUGGCCGGCGUUUGUAUUGCUCUAAAGAAGGUUAUAGAGAAGAAAGAUUUAAGAAGAAUGAAGCCAACAAGAAGAAACAUCGGGGUGAAACACGCUGUGGUUGCAAUGCUAGACUUUUGGUAAAUAAAGGCAUAGAUGGAUCAUGGAUUGUUUCCAUGUUUGUUGAGGAGCACAAUCACAUAUUAGCAACUCCAAGAAAAUGCCAUCUUUUGCCAUCACAUAGAAGAAUUGAUGAAAGUCAAAGAGGGUUGAUUGAUAAAAUGAGUCAAUCAGGCAUCAGAACCAAUCUUAUGAUGAAGUACUUUUCAGAAGAAUCUCAAGGAAGCCAAAAUGUUGGAUUCAUAGAGUUAGAUGCAAGAAAUUAUUUGCGCACUAGAAGAAAAUUAGAAUUUUCUGUUGGAGAUUCACAACGGUUGUUAGAUUACAUGAAUUCAAUGCAAAUAAAGAACCCUCACUUUUUUUAUGCAAUCCAACUAAAUGUGGAUGGAAAAUUGACAAGCAUAUUUUGGUGUGAUGCAAGGUGUCGAAUGGAUUAUAGCUACUUUGGAGAUGUAAUAUGCUUGGAUCCAACUUAUGGAACAAAUAAAUAUGGAAUGCCAUUUAUUCCAAUUAUUUUGAAAAAGUGGAAUGAAUUACUUGCUAAAUAUGAUUUGAAAGAAAAUGAUUGGAUGUUGAGAAUGUAUAGGAAGCGACAACAGUGGGUUCCUGUAUACUCGCGUGAUUAUUUUUGUGCAGAUAUGUCCACCACUCAACGAAGUGAAAGCAUAAACAAAUUUUUCAAGGGGUUUUUGAGCAGGAAAAUGAUGUUAAUGGAUUUUGUUCAAGGUGUUGAGAAGGCACUAAUCAGACGUCGAGAGAAAGAAAUUGAAGCUGACUUCAAAAUGAAUAAUGUGCAUCCAUCUUUAAUGCUCCAUAUGCCCAUUGAAGAAGAAGCAAGUAAAUUAUACACACCAGCCAUGUUUGCAAAAUUCCAAGAAGAAUUACUUGGUAGUCUUCGUUACAAGUGUGAAAAAAUUGAAGAGAAUGAAGGGCUAUUAUGUCGUCACAUACUUAAGGUAUUCAUUGUGGCUAAUGUGGAUAAUAUUCCAAGAGAAUACAUGUUAAAACGUUGGACAAGAGAUGCAAAAUAUGGGAAGGUUUUUGAUGAAAAUGACCAAUAUAUAGAAGAAGACUGUCAAGCUCAUUUAACACUCAGAUACAGUAGUCUUUCACAUGAAGCAUCAGACAUUGCAACCAAGGGUUCUUGCUCUAUUGAAGUUUAUAAAGUGGCUAUGCAUUGGUUGAGGAGGACAAGGGAAGAGGUUGAGAAGGCAAUUAAAAUGCAAAACAUUGAAAUUCCAAAUAGCAACAAUGGAGAGGGAUCAUCACAACAAGCAAUUACAUCAACUGAAGUAACAAUCCAUGACCCUCCACUAGCAAAAUGUAAAGGAAAUGGCAAAAGGAAGAAAGCAUUUUGGGAGAAAAAUCACAAGAAGAGGAAGUCCAAAGUUGUCGAUGAUGGACUUAAGGGACUUGCAUUGAAUGGUCAAGAACUAUUAGGGCAAGCCAUGAGAGUAGAUCUUGCCAAUGAUAGUGUUUCUUAUCCACCAACAAUGGGUAAGAAGAUUAACUAUUAUUGA